Molecule: messenger RNA, 501 nt
Organism: Juglans microcarpa x Juglans regia
Lineage: Eukaryota; Viridiplantae; Streptophyta; Magnoliopsida; Fagales; Juglandaceae
Exons: 1
Coding region: 1-501 (166 amino acids)
Source: RefSeq, a predicted model, not a curated record
AUGGAUGCAGAGAGCUGGAUUGAACGAUUGGAGCAGAUCUUCAAGGCACUUUAUUGCACAGACGAUCAGAAGGUGACUUAUGCUGCCUUUAACUUAACAGAUGCGGCAAACAAGUGGUGCAAGUCAACACUAGCACUUUUGCAGAUGGAACUAGGAGAUGGAGUCUCAAUCACAUGGGAGUGUUUUAGGAAGAUAUUUUUGGAGCGUUUCUUUCCUCAGACUCUUCGCGAGUCUAGGGCCCGUCAGUUUGCAGAUCUUACCCAGGGAACAAUGACAGUAGACCAAUAUGCUACCAAAUUCAUAGAAUUGUCCCGUUUCGCCAGUUACUUAAUUCCUAAUAAGGAAAAGAAAGCUGAAAAGUUUGAGCGUGGUCUAAAUCGCAGGAUUAGGGAGCUUGUACAUACUCUCAGGAAUCGGAGUUUCACGGAACUGGUCACCCAUGCUACCAUUGUUGAAGAAGACAUUCAAGAAAGUAUCGACUACAAUAAUCAAAGGAAGUGA